GGCGGCGCUGGAUCUUGAACCGUCACGCGUGGCCAUGGCCUUUUCAGAGUGGGACGCGCCGUGGAGCGAAGGCGACGAUGACGACGAUGACCGCCUGUCCUGGAAGAGUCUCUGCGUAAGCGAGUAUAAGCCCGUCCGGCGCUAUGACCCGUUUGCUGCGGCAGCCGAAGCGGUCCGGCAGGCCGAAGCCGCGCGCCGCGUGCGGCCACCGAGCGCACGGGCACCGCUCGAGGCAGAACUGUCUUGCAGCUCGCAGUGGGUCUACCCAGAACGCUCGCCUUCAAUCGAGUCGAGUGCGCCAUCGUUGCUGCCUCGUCCUCGCUCGACCAUGGCGCCGCCGCCGCCGACGGUUCUUCGCGAGCGUGAAGAGUCGAGCUUUGACCGCGCAGUGCUGGAGAAAGAGCUUACUGCCUGGAAGACAAAAGCGCUGGCACUCGAGUCCCAAGUCGAGACGCUACUGCGCCAAGGCGAAGAUGCUCGGCAAACUACUGCGCGGGACAUGGCGUCGCUGGAGGAGAAGGUCAUCCACAUCGAGGCGGCGCUAGUGACCAAGGUAGCCGAGCUGCAGUCGGUCAAGACGGACGCGGCCAGUGACAAGAAGCGCGUGACGAUGCUCGAGGCCCAGCUCUUAACACUGCGACAGACGCUAAACGACACGGAGCGCAGGGUCAGCAAUGACGCUGACGCACUGACAGCCAAAACCACGGAGCUGGCGACGGCACGAACCAAGCUCGAAAGCGUCCAGUUUGCACUCGACGAGUGCAAGGCGACGUUGGCGACCACAUCGACCGAGCUCGAGCGCGUCCGAAAAGACUACACCAAAGUGGUCUACGAGCUCACGCAGCUGCAGCGAAGCCAGAGCCAAAACACCGAGACGUGGCGCACGACCAACCAGAUCGCGUUGCUGACGCAAGAGCGAGAUGAUCUGCUUCAGCAGCUGCGCCAGACAUCUGCCAUGCAUGCUCGGCACCAGGCCGACGUUGCGGCCAGAGAUACCCACCAUUCGCAGCAGCUCGAACGACUCCAAGCGCAGCAACGCAACUUCGACCGGCGUGACGAUAUAGGUCCGCCACCUUCGAGUCGGGAACCAACCUAUGUCGAGUCGACGCUCUUCCCGAACGCAAUUCGCAUACCCGACUUGAACGGACACGGAUUUCCAGAGACAGAGCGGCGCCCAAGUGCUAUUGUCGAGUCCUACAACCAGUUACUGGCCGAGGCGCGCCCGACGACGUCACCGACAAAAGAGCGCGCGACGCGACGCAGCGGCCCCGUGUCGCUAGCGGACCUUGGCUACGGUGAUACCCGGCGUUCGAUGCCAACGACAGCAGCCUCUAUGAGCAAAGUCGAGCUGAAUGGCUCGAGCAACAUUCGCAACUUGCUCCAUUAUCAAAGCAGUGCGGAGGAGAGUGGGGACAUGCGCCACCGCAGCGUGAUCGAUAUGGAGCUCAGUGCACCCUACGCGACCGAGAAGCAGUCGCUCCAGAACGACGUCAUGUACAAGCGGCAACUGGAGCGAAAGCUCCUCGAUCUCAACCUUGAAAAAGAGCAGCUCCAGGCCGAGUACGCCAAGCUCGAACAGUCCGCCUCGAGAACGAUCGACGCGCGCAGACGCAAGUCCAACAUCGAGUCGAGUCUUUUUGGACUGGAUAAAGCCAUCAACCAGCUGCGCAUGCAACUACGCUAAGAAAAUCAUCGUCUUAUUUGCAGUAAUCGCUCUGUAUACAGAGCGCCAGGCAGGUGACG
This is a messenger RNA of Saprolegnia diclina VS20, 1743 nucleotides long. RefSeq lists its product as hypothetical. Bases 35 to 1684 code for a protein of 549 amino acids. The transcript has 7 exons. The record is from RefSeq and is a predicted model, not a curated record. Lineage: Eukaryota; Oomycota; Saprolegniomycetes; Saprolegniales; Saprolegniaceae.